Silurus meridionalis is the source of this 2817-nucleotide messenger RNA. It is a transcript of the gene gpr61l, whose product is annotated as G protein-coupled receptor 61-like. Bases 575 to 1852 code for a protein of 425 amino acids. NCBI's taxonomy places the organism in Eukaryota, Metazoa, Chordata, Actinopteri, Siluriformes, Siluridae. Gene Ontology annotation, cellular component: endosome; plasma membrane; signaling receptor complex. Gene Ontology annotation, molecular function: G protein-coupled receptor activity. The transcript has 2 exons. Gene Ontology annotation, biological process: G protein-coupled receptor signaling pathway. The record is from RefSeq and is a predicted model, not a curated record.
UUAUUGGUUCUUGUUAACGGGUGUAUUGUAGGACCCAGGGGAGCACUCACACUCUUGAGGACAGAGGAGCAUGUGUCUGUUUCAAAGAGGAAGAGAGUGUGGGGGGGGGUAAAUGGAAUACAAUGUGUGACAGUCACAGCCCUACACACACACACACACACACACACACGAAGCACGAGAGAAUCCUACUAAGACACCAAUUUAAGUGAUGCAUCUAUUGAUGGACAUCGGUGGAUGAAGCAGACAAGGUGCCUCUCUUCUCUCACCUGGGCCCCAAGAAAGACCAAAGUGCUGUUCCACAUCUUAAUCCUUGGAUCAGAUGAUGAGAUUUCCCCUAAACUACAAGCUGGAUAAAACAUAUGGAAUGAGAGAGGUGAGAAAGUGUGAGCAUCAUAUGGUGUGGAUAAGGUUGACUUGCAAGCAGUCUGUGAUAUUUACUACAUUGGGUAAGAAGGGGAUUCUGCUGGACUUUGUGGGUGAACAGAAACAACAAUGGUUCCUUCAGCAAUACAAUUCAAAGGAAAUAAAAUAUUUGGAGAUGGUGGAUCUUGACUUGAGAUACAAACCGUAAAUUAUGGAGAAAGCUGGGCCAAGUUUCCUGACUAAUCAUACAACUCCAAACGAUAUAUCUAGCCAAUGGAGACCCACAAAGCCUACUCCUCCAAGCUUAGAGGAAGUCAUCCACUCCGAAUCCCAAAUUAAACAUCUAGUGGGGCUAUUUGGCAUGGUGACCCUUAACCUCGCAGCCCUGCUUGGCAACACUGGAGUUAUUUUAGCCAUUGCUCGAGCGCCACACACGAAGAAAUAUGCAUUUGUGUGCCAUCUUUGUGCAGUGGAUUUGCUUUGCGCUAUUUUACUGAUGCCUCUUGGAAUAGUAUCGAGUUCUCCAUUCUUCAGUACUGUGACAUUCACAGUUUUGGAGUGCCAAGUCUACAUUUUUAUUAAUGUGUUUCUGGUCUGUGCCUCUAUUCUUACUGUAACCACAAUCAGUGUGGAACGCUACUAUUACAUUGUACAUCCCAUGCGCUAUGAGGUGAAGAUGACUAUACACCUGGCUGUUGGAGUCAUGGUAUUCAUCUGGGUGAAAUCUUUGCUUUUAGCACUUGUGACCUUACUUGGAUGGCCAGCAUAUGGGAAUCAAAGCUCAAUUGCAGCUACGCAUUGCUCUUUGCACUGGAGUCAUAGUCGUCUGAGGAAAGUUUUUGCAAUUCUUUUCAGUGUGGCAUGCUUUCUAAUUCCUGCAGUUGUGAUUUUUGCUGUGUACCUCAAUGUCUACAAGGUAGCACGGUCAGCUGCAAGACAACAUGUUCCUAUACCCCCCUGGCCUCCUAAUCCAGCAAAGUGUCGCUCAGAUUCCAUUAACAGUCAGACUACCAUCAUUACUACCACACGGAGUCUGCCUCAGAGACUGUCCCCUGAGCGGGUAUUUGGAGGUGGGAAGGCUGCUCUCACACUUGUUGUCAUUGUGGGGCAGUUCUUGUUGUGCUGGCUUCCAUACUUUACCUUUCACCUUCACAUGUCCAUCACGGCACCACUCCAGAGUCCUGGAGACAUCGAGGAGAUUGUCACCUGGUUAGCAUACUCUUCAUUUGCUGUGAACCCAUUUUUCUAUGGACUGCUUAACAGACAGAUUCGAGAGGAACUCAUAAAGUUAAGGAAGUGCUGUGCUUCCAACAGGACUGUGGAAUUUGGAGGCUCUAGUCAUGAAGGAUCCAUCCAGGAAAACUUCCUGCAGUUUUUGCAGAGGACCAGCAGCAAAACUGAGACUACAAAAUCCAGCUGUGUGAACUCCAGCCCUAGAAACACCCUGGACCAUGGGGUCAGCAUACCAGGACAGAUACCUGAAGAGUAACUAGGACUCUGAACAUGUCUGUUGUAUUAUAUUAUUGGGUUUGUUAUCAUUGGGUUUGUUGAAAUGGGUUUUACAUUAAGUUAAGCCAUAUUAAUACCGAUUUUUGUAAUUGUGAUUGAUCAAAAGGUAAAUUUUUUGUUGUGCAAUGGAUGUGGUAAUAGAGAUGUCUAAAGUAAAAUGAUAUCUAAUCUGUUUAAGGGACUUUAUGAUCAUCAACCAUUCUUUAAGGCAAUAACUAAUAUUCAAAAUGAAAUGUCGUCAUAUGACUGAAAUGAAACAUUUCUAAAAGAAAUGCAUAAUAUAAUUAUAAAUUUUUAUUUCUUUCAUAACUGUGUGUGAAAUUGACAGAAUUAGACAUUAGUCUUCCAGUAAAGCUAUGGCUCCUGUUUAGCUUGCUAAUUCCAUUCGCCUGUCUCCAUGGAAAUGUGGUGUCUUGCAUAGCAACAGGGUUCUUUUGAGCUCAGGUCUGCUUGUAUAAGUGACAAUGUUCUAUGUUAGAUUUUCACCCAAGCCAAGAGCAAUAAUACAUUACCUGUAGUUCAACACUAAUUGCACAUUUACAUUAGUGUACCUGGGUGUGGAAACCUGGGUGACCUAUUUUGCUGUUUCUAUCUAAAUGCAUUUAUUACACUGAGACACAGACCCAUGCUGGUCUGAACCACUGAAAAUCAUUACCAUGCAACAAAAGUGCUCAGGCAGAGAUAACAGCAUGAGUUUUAUGGGCUUUUUGCUGUUUGUAGAGGACCAUUACAAACAGGGAGUGAAAAACCAGGAGCAGGCUGGUUUGUCCACAUCAAACAAGAACAAUACCCGGGGUUACAUGUGCUUUCAUUAUGUACAGUAGCUAAGGCUGUGUAAUGUAUAAUGAAGGUGGAGAAUACUGUAUGAAUAUUAUGUAUGCAAAGAGUGGCUAUGGUGCAUUUUUCUUCAACCUUUUGUUUAAAAUAUAAAAACAGUGUACAGCU